Messenger RNA from Daucus carota subsp. sativus, 2561 nucleotides. RefSeq names its product wall-associated receptor kinase 2. The transcript is spliced from 2 exons. Bases 109 to 2415 code for a protein of 768 amino acids. The record is from RefSeq and is a predicted model, not a curated record. Gene Ontology annotation, biological process: cell surface receptor signaling pathway; protein phosphorylation. Gene Ontology annotation, cellular component: plasma membrane. Gene Ontology annotation, molecular function: protein serine/threonine kinase activity; ATP binding; polysaccharide binding. Lineage: Eukaryota; Viridiplantae; Streptophyta; Magnoliopsida; Apiales; Apiaceae.
CCAAGUCAACUUCUAGUAUGUCAACUACUAGAUAAAAAUAUCAAUUGCCAGAGAACAGAGUGUAUAAAAACAUCUUAAUUGUCAGUUUAGUUACAGCACACUAAAGAAAUGCAGACACUUGUGGCCUAUGGCUUUGUGACCAUGCUAGUGUUGCUAGCUAGGCCAGCUACCACAUCCGACAUUAAGAACGCCAUCGCCAAGGCCAGAGUCAUAACAAAACCAGGAUGCAAGAGCAAGUGUGGGAACUUAACCGUGCCAUAUCCAUUUGGCAUUGGAGUAGGCUCCGGUUGUUCCAUAAACUCUUCGACCUGGUUUGAUGUUAACUGCAACACUUCAUUCAACCCUCCCAGGGCUUUCAUAAGUGAUGGCAAUAUUCAAAUAUUUGACAUAUCAGAUACUCAGAUGCGAGUUGCUAAUGUCUUGGCAACGAGCUGUUACACUUCUACUGGCGAAUUAACUGUUAACAGAUAUGCCUACACAAAUCUUCUAGAUACUCCUUUCAGUUUCUCAAAUUUAAACACUUUUACUGUGGUCGGUUGUGAUGCUUUGGCGUUGAUCAAAGGGUCCGAACAGAGGAACUUCAGUGGCGGUUGCAUUUCUGUAUGCUCCAAACCUGAGGAUAUUCUUGAUUAUGGUUGCUCCGGGAUUGGUUGUUGUCAAACAGCGAUACCAAAAGGUCUAAGUGUGUAUUCAACUAUUCUGGCUUCUUUAAGAAACCAUACUCGGGUUUGGUCAUUUAAUCCUUGUAGCUAUGCCUUUUUGGGUGAGAAGGACAGCUUCAAGUUUCGCGGUGCUUCAGAUUUAUCUGAUCCCACGUUCUUAAAUAGGACGGUGGAUAGUGUACGGAUAGUCCUCGACUGGGUGAUAGGGAAUCAGACUUGUGAUGAAGCUCGCAAGUCAAAUGUUUAUGCAUGUCAAUCAAACACUUAUUGCACUAAUUCAGACAAUGGCUUUAGCGGCUACUUCUGUAGCUGCCUUAAGGGUUUCGAAGGAAAUCCAUAUCUAAGUCCUGGCUGCCAAGAUAUUGAUGAAUGUGCUCAUCCAAACAAAAAUUUGUGCGAGAAAAUUUGCAUAAAUACACGAGGGAGUUAUAAUUGUUCUUGUCCACCUGGAUAUCAUGGCAAUGGUAAGAAAAAUAGCCAGGGUUGUAUAGCCGAGAAUUCCAAGUUUCCGGUGAUCAAAUUCUCACUAGGUACGGGAUGUGGUUUCUUGGCCUUGAUGUUUGGAGUAAGUUUUUUGUAUUCUACCAUCAAGAGAAGGAAACUAAUAAAAGAGAGGGAGAAGUUUUUUCAGCAAAAUGGUGGGGUGUUAUUGAAACAACAAAUUACUUCGAGUGGCAGUGGUGGUGUCGAGUCAUCCACGAGGAUUUUCACAGCUGAAGAGUUGGAGAAAGCUACGGAUCAUUACGCUACUGAUAGGAUUGUUGGACGCGGUGGUUAUGGCACGGUGUACAAAGGAACUUUAGGAGAUGAUCGUGUUGUUGCAAUAAAGAAGUCAAGAAUCAUAGACGAGAGCCAAAUAGAGCAAUUCAUCAAUGAGGUGGUCAUUCUCACACAAGUUAAUCACAGACAUGUGGUGAAGCUCUUGGGGUGUUGUUUGGAGACUGAAGUCCCGUUGUUAGUCUAUGAGUUUGUCGCGAAUGGUACUCUAUUUCAGCACAUCCACAACAGUAGAGGAGUCAUGUGGUUAUCUCUUGAAAAUCGCUUGAGAAUAGCCACAGAAUCUGCUGGUGCACUAGCCUAUCUUCACUCGGCAGCAUCCAUGCCAGUGAUCCACAGAGACGUCAAGUCUGCAAACAUAUUGCUAAACGAGAACUACACCACCAAGAUUUCUGAUUUCGGAGCUUCAAGGCUAGUACCCUUGGACCAAACACAGGUUACUACAUUAGUCCAGGGGACACUUGGCUAUCUGGAUCCCGAGUAUUUCCACACAAGUCAGUUGACAGAUAAAAGCGAUGUUUAUAGCUUUGGUGUAGUUCUUGCUGAGCUCUUAACCGGGAGAAAACCACUUAUGCUUCAAAGUCCUGCAGAGGAGAAGAAUCUUGCAACGUACUUCAUAAUGUCAGUUAAGGAAAAUCGGUUGUUUCAGAUACUCGAGCCACGAGUGGUGAGGGAAGGGAGUUUAGAUCAAUUAGAAGCAGCAGGCAAACUUGUAAAGCGAUGUCUUAGCUUGAACGGUGAAGACAGGCCUACGAUGAAAGAAGUGGCAAUGGAAUUGGAAGGUAUAAGAAAAUACACAAAACAUCCUUGGGCUAAUAACAAUCAUCAACAGGCUCUAAUGAUUCAUGAUGCUGAAGAAUCAACAGACCUGUAUACUGUAUCAUUAGAUACUUACAGCAGUAUCAGGGAUUUCUCCGGACAAGACAGCGUGAUGGACACUAAACAUUUACUAUUCACAGCAAAUGGUCCUCGAUAAAGCAAUUAGUUUAGGAUUUGGAUAUUGAAAUCUUAACCCCUCUGUCGUUCAGAUGUAUCUGAACUUUUGUUGUAUGAUUUCCUGUAAAAGGAAUGCUUUUAAGAUGUUUGUUUAUAUCUCCUAUAUAAGAGAAUAAGGAACCUGAG